Messenger RNA from Asparagus officinalis (garden asparagus), 1927 nucleotides. RefSeq names its product putative leucine-rich repeat receptor-like serine/threonine-protein kinase At2g14440. Gene Ontology annotation, molecular function: protein binding. The record is from RefSeq and is a predicted model, not a curated record. NCBI's taxonomy places the organism in Eukaryota, Viridiplantae, Streptophyta, Magnoliopsida, Asparagales, Asparagaceae.
ACCCUCCCUCUCCUCCUCCUCUCGGACCUCGCUACUUCAUCGACUAGCGGCGGCUCCUCCAACUUCACCUCCGCCCUCAACCGCACCUGGAUCUCCGAGCGCUUCUACUCCGGCGGCCCGCCCACCGCCGUCGUCGCGGAGCCACCGCUUCUCCCCGCCCAAGAGGCGCCCUCCCUCCGCUUCUUCCCCCUCUCCUCCGGCAAGCGCAACUGCUACUCCCUCCCCGUCCCCUCCCCUCCCUCCCGGUUCUACCUCCGCCUCUUCACCGUCUACGACAACUACGACGCCAAGCUCCGCCCCCCGAGCUUCGACGUCUCCGUCGAGUCCACCCUCGUCUUCAGCUGGCGAUCCCCGUGGCCCGAGCCUGUCGACCGCUCCGGAGCUUACUCUGACCUGAUCGUCCCCGCGUCUGAUGGACUUGUCGAUGUUUGCUUCUACUCGAUAGCCACGGAUCCGCCAGUUGUUUCCUCUAUCGAGCUGUUCGAGGUCGAUCCCUUGGCGUAUGAUGCUUCUUCAGUUGGAUCUGAUCUAGUUCUUGUUAAUUAUGGGAGGUUAAGCUGCGGGUCGGAGCUUUUUGGACCCGGAUUCACUAUCGAUGAUGAUAGGUUUGGCCGAGUUUGGAACUCUGAUGCUGAGUUCAGAAACCCUCAUUUGAAGAUAAAAGCGCUUUCGUCUGGUGGCCGGAGAGUCCUCGGCACCGACCAUGCUCAUAAUUACUUCCCGGCGAAGCUGUAUGAGGCGGCGGUGACGACUGUUUCGAGCUCGGACUAUUUGGAGUACAUUUUGCCGGUUGAUAGUAAGCUUGAUUAUAUGCUGUGGUUUCACUUUGCGGAGAUUGAUUCAGGGGUGAAUGGUAAGGGGAAGAGGGUUUUUGAUGUGUACGUGAAUGGGAAGAAGGUUAGGAGGAUUGAUAUUUAUAAGGAGGUUGGGGGGUUUUCGGCGUUUAGAUGGCAUUAUGUUGUGAAGAACUUGACGAGCACCGAGAUGAAUGUGAAGCUUGUGCCGGUGACGGGGCCGAUUAUCAGUGGGUUGGAGAAUUAUGCCAUGGUUCCGUUGGAUUUGUCUACUGUUCCGAGUCAAGUGAAUGCAAUGAAAGCAUUGAAGGAGUCGUUGAAGGUACCGGAUAGGAUGGGAUGGAAUGGGGAUCCUUGCGCGCCUUCGAGUUGGGAUGCUUGGGAGGGGGUUACUUGCCAUAGGAGUCAGGAUGGGAAGUCUCUUGUCAUCACGCAGUUGGAUCUUGGUAGUCAAGGACUGAAAGGACAUAUCAGUGAUCAAAUUAGUCUCCUAACAAACUUGGUAAGCGUUAACUUAAGCUCCAAUUCACUGAGUGGAACACUGCCAGCAGGUUUAGGUCAAAGAUCUCUAGUGAAAUUGGAUUUGUCUACAAACCAGUUUUCUGGUAGUAUUCCCGACAGCUUAGACUCAUCCAAACUCCAACUUGUGUUGUUGAAUAAUAACGAAUUGGAUGGACAAGUUCCCGAUAAACUUUACACAAUUGGCGUACAUGGCGGAGUUAUAGAUCUUUCAGGUAAUAAAGGCUUGUGUGGUGUACCAACUCUGCCACCAUGUCCCUUUUUCUGGAGCAAAGGGUUAUCCACAGGUGUAAAAAUUGCUAUAGGCCUUGCAUGCGCUGUUGUUCUCGCAUUGAUUGUCCUGUUAAUUUAUAUACUCUGCAUUAGAAGAGGAAAAAAUGACUAUGAUUUCGGACUCCCGCAAGACUUAAUAUCCAUUGCUGCUAAAAGAAACCGGUAUCAGAGACAGAAAUCAUUGAUGCUUUUAGAGAUGGAAUCUUCAGAAGGGUAUACACCAACCCUGAAUUAGUUAUCCGUGAGAGCAAAAGAUGAUGAAGCAGUAUCAAACCAAUGCUCGGUUUUUGAAUGAGUGGCGAGGUUCCACUGCAGAAGUUGUGCUUAUUUUUUCAACUGAU